Molecule: messenger RNA, 4599 nt
Organism: Erpetoichthys calabaricus (reedfish)
Lineage: Eukaryota; Metazoa; Chordata; Cladistia; Polypteriformes; Polypteridae
Product: zinc finger CCCH domain-containing protein 6
Exons: 12
Coding region: 407-3679 (1090 amino acids)
Biological process (GO): negative regulation of DNA-templated transcription
Cellular component (GO): nucleus
Molecular function (GO): RNA binding; metal ion binding
Source: RefSeq, a predicted model, not a curated record
GGUCGUGGGGUUCGCCAGCGCCAUUUUAUAAACGUUUUGCGGGCGCCAUGUUUGUAUGAAGGAAUAGAAUUCACCGAAUAUAAUUAAGUUUCUUUUUGUUACUCUACCCUCCUUCUCCAAAAUUCCUCCAAGAAAACUGUCAGCCGGCGGGACACAAACAAAGCGGGGGUGGUCAAACUGUUUUCCAGUUUUAAAACAACAACCUCAGUGAUUGUUAGACUGGAAAGUGUUUACUAUCUUUCACUAAAGUAACCGUGAGUUUUUUCAAAACUAAUACUGUACUCCUUCAUCAUCUCUCACAGUCCAACGCCUCCUUUUAUUUUAUUUUUUCCUUUUUUUCUAUUGAGUGACUGAAUUCAACUCACUCUUGUUUUCGGGAACAGUGCAAUUUCGUUUACCAACCAUCAUGGCUUUUGCAAGCCUUUUCUCCAGCCCCCCAACCCCCGUUCUUGACAAAACCAUGACAGACUCUGAACUUGCAGGGGACGAAAGGUCGAGUAAAUAUUCUUCUCUAUCUAAAACAUUGCUAGAGGAUGGAGAACUUGAAGAUGGAGAGAUUGAUGAUGAAGGUAUUGGCAUUGAAGAUGAAGGAAAAGAAUCCAAAGAAGAAACUAAAGAAGAAAAAACUCGCAGGCAUUCAAAAAAAAAGCAUCGUAAGGAACGAGAGAAAAAAAAAGCUAAAAAAAGGAGGAAGGAUAGACAUAAACAUCACUCUCCUUCAAGUGAUGACAAUUCUGACUACAGCUUUGAGUCUGACUUUGAAACUUCAGAACAUACACAUAAAAAACCAUCAUUUAGAGAUUUUAACACUGCAUUCCCUCAACAUUGUCAAUCCAGUGGAGGAUACCCUAAGAUCAAGAAGCUCACUAUAAGUAAAAAUAACGACUUUGAUAAAUUCAGUGACUACAGUGAAGAAAAAUAUGAUUAUGAAGAGGAGAAUGAUUUUGCGGAUGAACUCAACCAAUAUAGACAAGCGAAAGAAGCUUCAGCCCCAAACCCUCCAAAAGGACCACCAAAGGGGCAGAUGAGGAAACAAAACAUGAAAGGAGUACAGAAAGGAGCUGGACAGAAAAGUAAAGGACGGGGAGUAGGACGUGGGCGUGGAGUCCUGAAAAGUAAGAAGCAGAAAGGCAAAAACUGGGGCAGGGGGAGAGGAAGGGGCACUGACCAAGGUGGUGAAUGCUCAGUUGAGGAUGGUAAAGGAUCUGUUAAUCCCCCAAAAAAGAGGAUAGUCAUGACGCAAGAAUUCAUUAACCAGCACACAGUGGAGCAUGAAGGUCGAUAUAUCUGCAAGUACUUUCUGGUGGGAUGUUGUAUUAAGGGUGAUCAGUGUAAAUUUGAACAUGAACAAGUUACACUCAAGAAGAAAAAUGAGAUCUGCAAGUACUAUGUUCAGGGUUUUUGCAGUAAAGGUGAAAAUUGCAUUUACAUGCACAAUGAGUAUCCUUGUAAAUUCUUUCAUACGGGCACAAAAUGCUAUCAAGGAGACAAUUGCAAAUUUUCCCAUGAGCCUCUGACUGAUGUCACUAGAGAGCUGUUAGAGAAGGUUUUAAAUACUGAUGAUGUAAACGAAGAUGAAAAGGAGUUGGAAGAUCUUCGGAAACAGGGCAUUGCCCCUCUUCCAAAACCUCCACCAGGAGUUGGUCUUCUACCAACACCAGGUUCUUUAAGUAAUCCACAAGAAGGCAGUCCCUGUCAUGGUGGUCUUAAAAAAAUCCCUUCACUUUUUGAAAUUGUUGUGAAACCCACUGGAGAUCUGGUUCAUAAAAUUGGAUUGAGGCCAAACUUCUAUAAUAGUUCAUCACCACCAGAUCCAGAGUUUGAAGGGAAUGUCCCAUCUUCUCAAGAGAUGUUUGGCAGUAGUUCAGAUGACUUAUCCAGACCCAAUGGGCCAUCUGCUCCACCUGGAUCCCCAGGUUCAAUCAAUCAUUCCCAACAAGGAGAGUCCUGCGGAGGACAUGGCCUACUGGUUCAACAGAAUCAACCUGAUGAGGCCCUUAAAAUGGACCUUUUGGCAUUCAGCACCUUGAAUGACUCCCAUUUGAGUGUCAGUGAACCUGACAGUAGUAAUACCCAGAAGCCUGCCGUUCAAGUCCCGGAUUUUCUUCCAGCCAUGCAAAAAGCACUGUUCAUCAGACUAAGUCAAAAUCAACAUGCUGAUGAGCAUCGUAAAGAAGAAAACCGAAUGCAUAAGAGAGUCAACAAAGAAAAAGAUGAAGCUGUGAAUUGGUAUUCAAGUGAUGAUGAAGAAGAUGGCAGCAGCAUGACAGCUAUCCUUAAAACACUAAAAAAGCAAAGUGAGAUUCUACAAAAUCAGCAUCAUUCAGCUACAGCGCAUCUGAUAGUAUCCCAAUGUCAUACAGACCCCCGGCUUCAAAAAGAAAAGAGUACACCUUGUGAUCCUCGAAUAAAAUAUGAUCCGAGGCAUGGUUCAUCUACUGAGUUAGCAAGAAAGCAAAUGGAUGCCACCACUAUUGACCCAAGACUUACCCGUGACCCCAGAAAAAUGAAGCCUCAAGUGGGGAGUAGUAGUCCAAGGUUGGAUAUGCAUCAUAUUAAUGCUGCAUAUAAUUCAAAACCACAAACAGGUGAUGAAGAUGAAGAAGGCGAAAGGGAACUUAGAGAAAAGACUGCUAUUAUUCCUCAGGAACCAAUGCCUGGCUUUGCAUUGAGGGACCCUAGAUGUCAGAUAAAGCAGUUCAGUCACAUUAAAGUAGAUAUUAUUCUAUCAAGACCAGCUUUUGCAAAAAAUGUUGUAUGGGCCCCUGAGGAUCUUAUUCCCCUUCCCCUCCCUAAACAGGAGCCAUCAAUCAAUUUGCCUCUCCCUCCACUUAUUGCUGAUCCAAGACUAAAUAAAAAUCACAAUGUUUUAAAUGAUACUAAUCAAAACUCAGUGCUUCAGGAUCCUCGUCUGGCAGGAGGAAGAACAAAAGAAAACUUUGGUAAAGUUGGAUUAUUAAAUAAACUUUCAGAUGCUAAGAGUUCUACAGAAAAACCUUUAGAUCCUAGACUUCAUAAAACAGUAGAUCCCAGGCUUCAUAGACACUCCAAUACAGAUUCUCAACAGCUGUUGCCUAAGGAUUUACAUUAUGGUACUGAUCCUCGACUUCCCAGAGUAUGCUUGAACUCGGCAGGAACUGUUACGAUAAAAUCAGAACCAGAAGACUUGCCUCCAUAUGCACCAAAACUGUCAUCAUCUGGUGGUGGUCUUGGGAGUCCAACUACAUUGCUAAGUGGAAUUAGCUUGUAUGAUCCCAGAAUUCAACCUUUGUCAUCAGUAAAGGAUGAGGAUGAACAUCUUAAAAAACUGGUUAUGACAAAACAGCAAAUUAAGCAGGAAAAUAUCUUACCAGCCACCUUAGAGGUUUCAAAGAUUGAGCUGUCAUCAGAAAGUAGUAAUGCAGAUGAUUCUUCGGAAAUCACAGCAAAUAAAAGUCAAAACACUCCUCAAAUAACUUCAAAAUCUGUUCAACCUUCUGCAGUCCAUAAUUUGCCCAUUCAGGCUUUGGCUGGUUUAAUUCGGCCUCCAUAUUCAGACCCUAGACAAAUUAGACCAACUUCUCAAGCCAUUCAGGCCACUCAGCAUCAGGAAAGUGACUCAAGUGAUGAAGUGGAUGAUGGUAAACUACUAAAAGAUGUAUUUAAAACUUUUGACCCAACAGCAUCUCCCUUCUGUUAAAUAAAUAAAUUUCUAAAACCUCAAAGAUAACCAGACUUACAGUACUAUAUAAAACCAUUUAUCUUUCAAAUAUCACAUAAUUUAUUUAGCUUGGUAAUUAUUUAUUUUUAUUGUGAAUUAAUGUUCAUAAAUAUUCUGUGGUAUGAAUUAAUCUAUUUGAUACAGUAUGUAUUGGCUGAAGAACAGUGCAGGUAAAUUUAUAAUGUGUUCUCAACUUUUAAAUGUAAAAAUUUAUAUCUGUAUAGUAUAUGUGAUUAAUUCAGUAAAGUUUAUUUUGUCAGUUACAGUGUAUCAGAGAUGUAUACUGAAGUAUUACACUUUUAUUUGUUGAAAUAACAUAUUCUGACACUUUUCUAUAUUUGUACACAUUAGUGCAAACAUAAUGACAAGGUCAGACAACACCCACAUUUAAUAUUCUGAAUAAUGUUAAACAUUAACAUUAAAGUGAGAUAUAACUUUUUCCCCAUAUGUAUCAUUUCUGGAAAAAAUACCACCUUAUAGCUUUGUUAAAGUAUUUAUUGUUGACCAAUCAUGAAGAAAAUUAAACACUAGAUUAAUUAAAAAUACAAUAUUCAUACCUCCUGUUAUCAGUAAUUUAGCCUGUUGAUAAAAUAGCUUUGACUGUAUAAAUUAAAAACAAUGGAAAACUUUUUAUGUACAAUUGAUGCUGUAUUUGCCAUGUUGUCUCAAGUGUGUUUGAACACGAUUUUCUUGACUGUGUGAUGCAAAAAGAUACUUGUUACUGUAUUUAUAUUUUUAACUGUGGUGCACCAUGUUUUAUUUAAUUUUCAUAUAGGAAAAGUGAGGGAAAGCAACAAUUCUUGUGUUUUUUUUCUUUUUUUUAAUAAAACAAGACCUUGUAGUUUGGUGACAUGUUUUAAACAAUAUGGAUCAUUAAAAAUAAUUUGGGAAGUUGAUAA